ACCGCAAUCAUGGGAGCAGCAGAUUAUGGAUAUUACCGCACUGUUAUAUUCAUCUCAAUGUUUGUGGGCUACAUGCUAUAUUACUUCAACCGAAAGACUUUCUCCUUUCUAAUGCCAUCAGUGAUGGAGGAGAUUGAUCUGGAUAAAGAAGAUCUUGGGCUGAUCACCAGCAGUCAGACUCUGGCCUACGCUAUCAGUAAGUUUAUCAGCGGAGUGCUUUCUGACCGGAUCAGCGCUCGCUGGCUCUUCGCCAUCGGGCUCUUCAUUGUAGGCACCAUAAACAUCGCCUUUUCCUGGUCAUCCACUGUCAUGAUGUUUACCGUGCUUUGGUUCGUGAACGGGUUCGGUCAGGGUUUCGGCUGGCCACCAUGUGGAAAGGUGCUUCGGAAGUGGUUUGAACCGUCUCAGUUUGGCACAUGGUGGGCCAUCCUGUGCUGCAGUAUGAACCUGGCAGGAAGUCUGGGACCCAUCAUCACUACAGUGCUGGUUCAGUACUAUAACUGGAGAAUCAUCAUGUCCAUGUCUGGGGUGAUUUGCAUGGCCGUCGCUGUCGUUUGCCUUCUGAUGGUGAAGAACGAACCCAGUGAUGUGGGGCUGCCCAACAUUGAGCCUGGAGCUAAAAAGGGCAAAGGGAAGAAGGGAGGCCCUAAUGAGGAAAGCAGUCUAAAAGAGUUCCUGUUGUCUCCGUACCUUUGGGUGCUGUCUGCGGGAUACCUGGUUGUGUUUGGGGUAAAGAUCGCCUGUACUGACUGGGGUCAGCUCUUCCUCAUGCAGGAAAAAGGCCAGUCUGCCAUGAUGGGCAGCUCUUACAUGAGCGCGCUGGAAGUUGGUGGGUUUUUUGGCAGCAUUGGAGCUGGUUAUCUGUCAGACAGGGCUGUUGCUCGGCAAGGGCUGGGUAUCUAUGGUAAUCCUCGCCAUGGGCUACUCCUGAUGAUGAUGGCAGGCAUGGCUGUGUCCAUGUUCCUUUUCCGGGUUACCAUCACAGCAGAGACCCCAGAGGAAGCACCGCUAUGGGUUUUGGCACUCCAUCCAGUUUCAGUCCUCACUGGUGUCUCAGAGAAAGAGCUUUGGAUUUUGAUUCUUGGUGCUGCAUUUGGAUUUUCCUCAUAUGGUCCAAUUGCCUUGUUUGGGGUUAUUGCGAGUGAGAGCGCCCCCUCCAAUUUCUGUGGGACAUCACAUGCUAUUGUAGCUCUGAUGGCAAAUGUUGGUGCAUUCAUUGCUGGCCUGCCAUUCAGCACCAUUGCUAAACGCUACAGCUGGGACACAGCAUUUUGGGUAGCAGAAGUCUCCUGUGCUAUAACAACUGUUUGUUUCUUCUUUGUGCGUAACAUGCGCACAAAAAUGGGCCACGUGCCUAAAAAGAUGGACUAAUCCUCUCAUUAAAAUGAUCCAAUCAGAGAGCCCUGCAAAUGUGACAGCACUCGAUUGGGACAUCUGGGCCUGGUUUCACAGACAGGGCUUAGAU
Messenger RNA from Rhinichthys klamathensis goyatoka, 1465 nucleotides. It is a transcript of the gene slc37a4b, whose product is annotated as solute carrier family 37 member 4b. Gene Ontology annotation, cellular component: endoplasmic reticulum membrane. Gene Ontology annotation, molecular function: glucose 6-phosphate:phosphate antiporter activity. The transcript is spliced from 9 exons. Gene Ontology annotation, biological process: phosphate ion transmembrane transport; glucose-6-phosphate transport. The record is from RefSeq and is a predicted model, not a curated record. Lineage: Eukaryota; Metazoa; Chordata; Actinopteri; Cypriniformes; Leuciscidae. Bases 10 to 1371 code for a protein of 453 amino acids.